AUCUACCCUCUUAGUAGCAGCAGAGUCUACAACUGUAGUUCCACACCACUUGGCAAGUUUGGCUCGUAUUUGGAGUGUCGCGGUGAAACAAAACCUCCAGUCUUUCCUCCUGUCUCGGUUCCCUUCAUCUCCGCGGUACCAUCAGCCUGCACGAUGACAGGAGCCGGACUAUCUUCAGGCGGUAUGCUGUUGCUCUGCUUUGUCUCUACCGCAAUGUGCAACAUAUUCGCCUUCACCGAGGAGCCCUUGGAGAGAGUCGGGAAGGCAGACGGUUAUUGCAGUCGGAUAUUACGGGCUCAGGGCACUCGGAAGGAGGGAUACAACGAGUUUCGCCUCCGUGUUGAGGGAGAUCCGGAGAACUACCAGCCAGGCAGCACUUACAGAGUGACUUUGAUUGCAACCAGUCCCUCUUACUUCAGAGGGUUCACCCUUAUUGCCCUGAAGGAGGGCAGGGAAGGAGACAAAGAUGAGGACUAUGCUGGAAAUUUCCAGAUCAUUGAUGAGGAGGAAACACAGUUCAUGACAAAUUGUCCUCCUGCGGUGACAGAAAGCACUCCUCGCAGACGCACCAGCAUUCAGGUGUUCUGGACUGCGCCCCCUAGUGGCUCCGGCUGUGUCAUCCUCAAGGCAAGCAUUGUACAGAAAAGGAUCAUCUAUUUCCAGGAUGAAGGCUCACUCACCAAGCGAAUGUGCGAGAAAGAGUCUUUGUAUGGGGACACCACAGACAAGCCUUUGCUCGACUGUUGUGCCUGUGGAACUGCCAAGUACAGAGUCACCUUCUACGGGAACUGGUCAGAGAAGAUUCAUCCCAAAGACUAUCCCCGUCGUGCUAAUCACUGGUCAGCCAUCAUUGGUGCAUCCCACUCGAAGAACUAUGUGCUAUGGGAGUACGGUGGCUUUGCCAGUGAAGGGGUUAAACAAGUGGCUGAGCUGGGAUCCCCUGUCAAAAUGGAAGAGGAGAUUAGACAGAAGGGUGAUGAUGUUUUGACAGUCAUCAAAAUGAAGGCGCAGUGGCCAGCGUGGCAACCGCUGAACGUACGGGCCGCACCCUCAGCAGAGUUCUCAGUGGACCGGACCCGUCACCUCAUGUCCUUCCUGACCAUGCUGGGACCCAGCCCAGACUGGAAUGUCGGCCUGUCUGCUGAGGACCUGUGUACCAAGGAGUGUGGGUGGGCCCAGAGGGUGGUCCAGGACAUGAUCCCCUGGGAUGCAGGCACUGACAGUGGGGUGACUUAUGAGUCUCCCAACAAGCCGACAGUGCCCCAGGAAAAGAUCCGUCCCCUGACCAGCCUGGAUCAUCCACAGAGUCCUUUCUAUGACCCUGAGGGGGGCGCCAUCACCCCUGUGGCCAGGGUGGUGGUGGAGCGCAUUGCCAGGAAGGGUGAACAGUGUAACAUCGUGCCAGAUAAUGUGGAUGACAUUGUAGCAGAUAUAGCCCAGGAGGAGAAAGAGGAAGAUGAUACCCCUGAGACAUGUAUCUACUCCAACUGGUCUCCAUGGUCCGCCUGCAGUUCAGCAACUUGUGAAAAGGGCAAGCGGAUGAGGCAGAGGAUGCUGAAAGCCCAAUUAGACCUUAGUGUGCCCUGCCCACACACUCAGGAUUUUGAGCCUUGCAUGGGACCUGGCUGCAGCGAUGAGGAUGCCUCCACCUGUAUGAUGUCCGAGUGGAUCACCUGGUCCCCAUGCAGUGUGUCCUGUGGGAUGGGCACUCGCUCCCGGGAACGUUACGUUAAGCAGUUUCCUGAUGAUGGCUCAGUCUGCACCCUGCCCACAGAGGAGACUGACAACUGUGUCGUUAACGAAGACUGCUCCCCCAGCAGUUGCCUUGUUACAGAGUGGGGUGAGUGGGAUGUCUGCAGUGCCACUUGCGGCCUUGGAAUGAAGAGGAGAGAGCGCAUGGUGAAGAUACCUCCUGCUGAUGGCUCGAUCUGUGGGGCAGAGGUUUUGGAGGUGGAGAAGUGCAUGAUGCCAGAGUGUCACACAAUCCCCUGCAUGCUGACUCCGUGGUCAGACUGGAGUGACUGCAGUGUGACAUGUGGGAAGGGUUUACGGACACGCCAGCGAAUGCUCAAGUCCCCCGUGGAGUUGGGAGAGUGUACAGAAGAGCUGGAACAAGUGGAGAAGUGCAUGCUGCCAGAGUGUCCCACAGACUGUGUGGUGUCAGAGUGGAGCGAAUGGUCAGAGUGUAACAAGUCCUGUGGGAAGGGUCAUAUGAUUCGGACACGAAUGGUGAAGCUCGAGCCUCAGUUUGGAGGAGACCCCUGCCCUGAGACCAUCCAGAGGAGGAAAUGUAAGAUCAGGAAGUGCAACCGUGGCCAAGCGAAUAGUGAUGAGAAGAAACGACGCAAGGAGCAGCGAGAAAAGAGGAGGAGCAAACAGGGCAGGGGAGAGGUCACUGCUGAGCAUCCGGGGUGCAAAAUGAGGCCGUGGUCAAGUUGGACAGAAUGCACCAAGCUGUGUGGAGGAGGCAUUCAAGAACGGCUCAUGACAGUGAAGCUGAGGUUUAAGAUUGCCCAGCUGCCCAGCUGCAAGGACAGGAAGGAGAUCAGGGCAUGUAAUGUGCACCCCUGCUAGG
This is a messenger RNA of Myripristis murdjan (pinecone soldierfish), 2575 nucleotides long. It is a transcript of the gene spon1a, whose product is annotated as spondin 1a. Gene Ontology annotation, biological process: cell adhesion. The record is from RefSeq and is a predicted model, not a curated record. Lineage: Eukaryota; Metazoa; Chordata; Actinopteri; Holocentriformes; Holocentridae. The transcript has 16 exons. Gene Ontology annotation, cellular component: extracellular matrix. Bases 154 to 2574 code for a protein of 806 amino acids.